GCUGGAAGCAUCUCUCACGCACCACGCCCACACAUAUAUAGCCAUCCUUCUCCUUACUUAAAGAAUUUUCAUUUCUCUCUCUUGCACUCACUUUUUCUCUCUUCUUCUUUUUCUCUGUCUAAAAUAAAACACAGGCAGAUAUGAGUGAAGACGAUUGGGUUACAGUGGCCAUGACCGAUGACACUCUCGUCGUUCAGUUGCUUUUGAAACUUCAUCAAGCGGAAUCACCACCGCCUCUACCCAAUAAGAUUUCUGCUCCGGCUUUGCGCCUUGAAUGGACGGUGCGUCAACGGCGGUCUAAGCAACUACCACGAAAGAAAGCUGACGCUACUCGUGCUAGCCCUACCACUCCGCUUUCGUGGAGCGGUGGCACUUCCGUUAGUGGUUGUGCCGCCGACGGGUUUGAGGAGUCCAGUCUUCUUGUAAAGCCGAUUGACAGCGCGAGAUCUAAGGUUGCUGCUGCUAAUGAAACACCGACAACUAAGCGAUCGAGAAAGAAAAAGACAUUACCGGAGCUUAAAGAGGAGGAAAGUUUAUUGUUAAAGGAAAGGAGAAAUUUGAAAAAUCAAUUGGCAAACUUGCGGCUUACUGUAGAGAAACAGAGGACUGCAAAUGAAAAAUUGAAGAGAUUAAAGCUAGAUUUGUUAUCCAAGCAACCACCUCAAACAGAUACAUCAGUUGUUAAAACAGAAAAAGUUAAUUCAAACCAACCAGAGCAAAUAAAAGUAGAAACAUAUUCAAUUAAGCCAAUAAUUGCUGCAUGCACCAAACAUGAGCCAUCUUCACCAGAUGCUUCUUUCCAGAAACAAGAGGGUGGAGGUAGGGAGUUUUCCUUUAUGCUACCUGACCUAAAUCUACCUGUUGAAGAUAACUCAAGCUCCCAUGUCUUACGUGGAAUUAGCUGAGAAGAAUCAGCUGUACACUGGUAAUCUUUUUCUUAAAUCAAUAGCAGCAUUUGUGCUGAAUGAUGCAUAGCUCGGCUGUCCCAAGUCCUAACAGUGUCACAAAUUGGAGUGUAAGUACUAAACCAAUUUACCUUCACCGCAUCUUUAAAUGGAUGCGGAACUUUGUUUUUUAUACUGGAGGUAGUGAGGGUAGUGUAGAGAUCCUAAUCGCUAGUUAAAGUUUUAGAUUCUUUAAUUGAACUGAUUUCUACAUUCUUCCAAAUUCUUUGGGGUUUGACCCUCAUUCCUUCUGCUUUAGCUUUAUAAUAUUUUAGGAAAGUAUUAACAGAUAAGCUGUAAUUAUUCUAUCGAUAAUUUGUACUGAUUCAAUUUUAAUGAGAUGUUGUAUUACUUGUUUUUAUU
Molecule: messenger RNA, 1307 nt
Organism: Jatropha curcas
Lineage: Eukaryota; Viridiplantae; Streptophyta; Magnoliopsida; Malpighiales; Euphorbiaceae
Source: RefSeq, a predicted model, not a curated record